AUGAGUGCGGUGAACAUCACCAACGUGACGGUCUUGGACAAUCCGGCGCCCUUUGUCGCUCCUUUUCAGUUCGAAAUCUCUUACGAGUGUGUCACUCCUCUUAAAGACGAUUUGGAAUGGAAGCUUGUUUAUGUUGGAUCUGCCGAGGAUGAAACUUAUGAUCAACUUCUGGAAAGUGUUCUUGUUGGGCCAGUCAAUGUUGGCAAUUACAGAUUUGUCUUACAGGCUGAACCACCUGAUCCUUCAAAAAUACGCGAGGAAGAUAUAAUCGGUGUGACAGUGCUGCUGUUGACCUGCUCUUACAUGGGACAGGAAUUUGUUCGAGUGGGCUACUAUGUAAACAACGACUAUGAUGAUGACCAGCUAAGGGAGGAACCCCCUCAGAAAGUUCUGAUUGACAGGGUUCAGAGAAAUAUACUUUCAGACAAGCCUAGGGUGACUAAAUUCCCAAUUAAUUUUCAUGGGGAAAAUGGAGAAAAUGGAGAAAAUGGAGACCAAGAACCUCCUCCUGAUCAGACUACUGAGCAAGAGGGAAAGGAGGAAGCAGUAGCACCACCAACUUCACCCGGUCGUCCUUCAGAUGGAGGAGAAUGA
This is a messenger RNA of Oldenlandia corymbosa var. corymbosa, 594 nucleotides long. The record is from the annotation of a GenBank genome assembly. NCBI's taxonomy places the organism in Eukaryota, Viridiplantae, Streptophyta, Magnoliopsida, Gentianales, Rubiaceae.